This is a messenger RNA of Plectropomus leopardus (leopard coralgrouper), 1377 nucleotides long. RefSeq names its product leukotriene B4 receptor 1. Gene Ontology annotation, molecular function: C-C chemokine receptor activity; C-C chemokine binding. Gene Ontology annotation, cellular component: membrane; external side of plasma membrane. The record is from RefSeq and is a predicted model, not a curated record. Gene Ontology annotation, biological process: calcium-mediated signaling; G protein-coupled receptor signaling pathway; immune response. NCBI's taxonomy places the organism in Eukaryota, Metazoa, Chordata, Actinopteri, Perciformes, Serranidae.
GCCACUGUCAGCACAUACACUUGCAGCAUGAACCUCUCAGCUGAGCUGUCUCCUUCAGAGGAAAUGGCCCCUGAGGAGUUUGACGGCGGAACAGCAGUGGCUUGUGUGAUCCUGGGCCUGUCUUUCCUUGUAGGAGCACCAGGGAACCUGCUAGUGAUCUGGACGAUCCUGAGACACGUGAAGCAGCGUUCCCACACUGUGGUGCUCAUCUUACACUUGGCUGUCGCAGACCUUCUGGUCCUCAUCACCCUGCCUGUAUGGAUCUACUCUCUGGCCCGCCACUGGGUGUUUGGGGAAGCCUCCUGCAAAGCCAUGGUGUUCAUGAUAAACGGCUGUAUGUAUAGCAGUGUUUUCCUCAUCACCCUCAUGAGUGUGGAGCGCUUUGUGGCUGUUCGAUAUCCCUUUGCCUCAGCUGGCUGGAAGAGGAAAAAAGCUUUGAAUAAAGUUCUGCUGGCUCUGUGGACGGCAGCUUUCUUGUUCAGCAUACCCGUCAUCCCAACUCAGGUUGUAGGGAUGGAGUCUGGUGAGGAGCACUGUCGCUACCGCCUCUACACUUCUGUGAUCCAGGAGCUGGUGUGUGUGCUGCUCGAGACACUGGUGGGCUACAUAUUACCCUUCUCCAUCCUCGUGGUUUGCUAUGGCUGCCUGUGUAGCCGCAUUACUCAGAUGACCUUCAAGUCCAAGCGCAAGUCCACAGUCCUGAUUGCCAGUGUUGUGGUUGUGUUUGCCAUUUGCUGGACGCCUCAUCACAUGGGAAAUGUCCUCUCUAUCAUCAUCCUGGCCACUGAACCUGACACUGCAGAUAAUCUGGAGAGCAUCAGGAGCACCAUGACCUUCAUUGCUGGAGCCAUGGUCUUCAUCAGCAGCACUGCUAACCCCAUUCUCUACAUGUUUGCGGCUCGCUCCUUCAGGAGCUCCCUGCGUGACACGGGCAUCCAGAAGCUUUUCCGCCAUAUCUCCAGCACCUCCCCAGGUGAGGGCAAUAAAGAGUUGUCCUUUGUGUCCAAGAGACAGAGCAAUCAGACCAACAGUUCUCAGUGUCUAAAUGAGUCAAAAGACCAAAUGGACAUAUUAAUAAAAAUGUGUGAAAAUAAUUCAUCAUGAUAUAGAAAAUGCAUGGAGUGUAUAGAUUUACAUGUGCAUAUUGUAUACUAUGUUUCUUAAUGCCUGAAAUGAAGCUCAUUUUAUAUGAAAUUAGGACACAGAUAAACAGGAAGUUUCAGAGUUCAUCCGUGCAAUACUUGUGCAACUUUGUAAAUGACCUGUUUUACAUGUUUCUUUUUUAAAUAGUGAACAUAUAUUUAUAAAUGUCUUAUAUUUUAUGUAUUCCAUAUAGUAUUCAUAAAUAGUACAAUAAAUAAUUAUAUAUGCAUGAAA